This is a messenger RNA of Babesia microti strain RI, 633 nucleotides long. Its product is annotated as DnaJ homolog subfamily C member 19. Gene Ontology annotation, cellular component: UTP-C complex; CURI complex. NCBI's taxonomy places the organism in Eukaryota, Apicomplexa, Aconoidasida, Piroplasmida, Babesiidae. Gene Ontology annotation, biological process: rRNA processing; ribosomal small subunit assembly. The record is from RefSeq and is a predicted model, not a curated record. The transcript is spliced from 4 exons. Bases 1 to 633 code for a protein of 210 amino acids.
AUGGGGACUGACGGAUUCCUAGUCCUAUCAUUGCCUAUAGUCCCUAACCUAUUCUUCACAACACAGUUGUACAUUAAGCGCCACAUUUGUACUAAAAAUGAUGGGAAAGAAUAUCCCAGUGGUAGAACAUUGUUCAUAACAUUCCCUGGGGAAUCUAUGGAUAAGAAUGCAUUGGAAGAUAUUUUAUCACAAUAUGUAACCAUAGAAUUGAUAGAUUUGAUGGUUAAACGACAAAAAAGAGGGUUUAUAGACAAGAUAAAUACUUUGUGCCAUGUAGUUAUGUCUACUGAGUCACAGCUAGAAAAAAUAAUUACUAUGGGCACUAGACCUUUCAUAGACAAUAUCAAUUUAUUGGCACUGCCAAAUCCCCUAAAAUAUAGUCACAAGAAUUGCUAUGAUCACAAACAAACAUACAUGAAUUUCGUGGAGAAACCCGAUAAUAUGUCCAAAAAAGUAGACGAAUAUAUGGCAAAAUAUGAUAUAAUGAAGGAAAUUGAGCGCAAGGUGGCCGAAAAAGCCCUUGUUGAUGAGGAUGGAUUUGUACGUGUUACUAGCGGUCCUAAAAUUAGGAAAUGUGAUGUUGUCAAAACAGGUUUCGGUGACUUUUACAAGUUUCAAAACAAACAAAUAUAA